This is a messenger RNA of Drosophila novamexicana, 1439 nucleotides long. RefSeq names its product histone H1.2-like. Gene Ontology annotation, molecular function: structural constituent of chromatin; DNA binding; protein heterodimerization activity. Lineage: Eukaryota; Metazoa; Arthropoda; Insecta; Diptera; Drosophilidae. The transcript is spliced from 3 exons. Gene Ontology annotation, biological process: nucleosome assembly. Gene Ontology annotation, cellular component: nucleosome. The coding region runs from base 18 to 1439 and encodes 473 amino acids. The record is from RefSeq and is a predicted model, not a curated record.
AGAAUUGUGAAAGAAAGAUGGCUCGUACUAAGCAAACUGCUCGUAAAUCAACUGGAGGAAAGGCUCCUCGGAAACAGUUAGCUACUAAGGCAGCACGUAAAAGUGCUCCAGCAACUGGUGGUGUGAAGAAACCUCAUCGCUAUAGGCCAGGCACUGUUGCCCUGCGUGAAAUUCGUCGCUACCAGAAGAGCACGGAACUGCUUAUUCGCAAGUUGCCGUUCCAGCGUUUAGUACGCGAAAUUGCUCAGGACUUCAAGACCGACUUGCGUUUCCAGAGCUCGGCUGUGAUGGCUUUGCAGGAAGCUAGCGAAGCCUAUCUAGUUGGCCUAUUCGAAGAUACAAACUUGUGUGCUAUCCACGCUAAGCGUGUCACCAUCAUGCCCAAGGACAUUCAACUGGCCAGACGUAUUCGAGGAGAGCGCGCUUUUGCAACGUCCGCAUCUCCUGUGAUUGCCCAAGCAGCCUCAGGCGAGAAAAAGGUGGCUACUAAAAAGGCAGCAGCCGCCACACCAAAGUCAAAGAAGUCAGCAGCUCCUCCAUCGCACCCACCAACUCAGCAAAUGGUAGAUGCAUCGAUUAAAAACUUAAAGGAACGUGGUGGCUCAUCCCUUCUGGCAAUUAAAAAAUAUAUCGGUGCUACAUACAAGUGCGAUGCCCAGAAGCUAGCCCCGUUCAUUAAGAAGUACCUAAAGAAUGCGGUUGCGAAUGGAAAGCUGAUCCAAACAAAGGGCAAGGGUGCCUCUGGUUCGUUCAAACUAUCUGCAUCCGCUAAAAAGGAUCCCAAGCCAAAGGCCUCCGCUGUCGAGAAGAAAACUAAGAAGGUGAAUGCUUCGGCGGCAGCAGCAACUAAAAAGAAGAGUAGUACGUCUACCACGAAGAAAGCCCCUGGUGCCGCUGAUAAAAAGCCAUCAAAAUCCGCAGCAACCAAAAAGAGUGUUGAGAAAAAGAAGGCGGACAAAGCAAAGGCUAAGGAUGCGAAGAAAACGGGAACCAUAAAGGCCAAGCCCACAACAGCAAAGGCUAAAAAGAUGGCUCGUACUAAGCAAACUGCUCGUAAAUCAACUGGAGGAAAGGCUCCUCGGAAACAGUUAGCUACUAAGGCAGCACGUAAGAGUGCUCCAGCAACUGGUGGUGUGAAGAAACCUCAUCGCUAUAGGCCAGGCACUGUUGCCCUGCGUGAAAUUCGUCGCUACCAGAAGAGCACGGAACUGCUUAUUCGCAAGUUGCCGUUCCAGCGUUUAGUACGCGAAAUUGCUCAGGACUUCAAGACCGACUUGCGUUUCCAGAGCUCGGCUGUGAUGGCUUUGCAGGAAGCUAGCGAAGCCUAUCUAGUUGGCCUAUUCGAAGAUACAAACUUGUGUGCUAUCCACGCUAAGCGUGUCACCAUCAUGCCCAAGGACAUUCAACUGGCCAGACGUAUUCGAGGAGAGCGCGCUUAA